Molecule: messenger RNA, 1179 nt
Organism: Danio rerio (zebrafish)
Lineage: Eukaryota; Metazoa; Chordata; Actinopteri; Cypriniformes; Danionidae
Source: RefSeq, a predicted model, not a curated record
GAAAAGAGACCAAAGGCCGUUUGACAUGCUUCACAGAGAGUGGAGUAUUUCCAACAAAAGGACAUCACGACAAAUACAGUUUUACUACUGCUCGAGUCAUUGAUCGCAAUGCAAAAAUGACUGUUGUGCAGUGACAUUUUCAUAAAAUCAACUUAUUUUAUACUGAGAAGAAAUGGCGGAUUUUCCUGGGAAGGUCAGCACUCAGACCAGCUCACAAGAGCCUCAGAGAAGUUUUGCAAUCUCAUCAAGUGUUGACAUGGGUUUUAUCAAGAGCAUUCCUGGAAUACUGCUUAUAGCCGAGAUCGUUGUUGGAUUAUUAGUGUGGACGCUGAUUGCCAGUACUCCCCAUUACUUGAUACCUGCUUUAGGCUGGGUGUUGUUUGUGAGCAUUACUCUGUGGCUUCUGAGCAUUGCCCUGCUGGUUAUCCUGUUGCUGAGUCUUCAUCAGCGGUUACCCUCGGUGCCCUGGCCUUUGGUGCUGUUGGUAUUCUAUUCUGUCGCAGCUCUUUUGUAUCUCACUGCCUUUCUGGCUAAUGCUGCAACUGUUCCUGGUGGGUAUUACCAGGGUCAUCUAGGAGCCUCUGCGUUCUUUGGUAUAGUGGAGACCCUGUUAUACACAGCCAGCAGCUACUUUGCCUAUUUGGGCUGGAGGGGUGAAGGGCAGAACGCAGCAGGGAGCACGGUGCCCGUGUAGAGCAUCUCAUCGUCUGGAUAACACUCACAUUCUCUGUAUGAGAACACUUGGAAGAGGAUUAUUACUCAGGUUAUUGCUGAAACUCAUCUUCGGUGAUGUCUGACAGUCUUAAUGGUGCAAAGCGUAAUUGCUAUGGUUUAUAACAUGGACACUGUGUACUGAGAGUCACCAUCCUGCAUAUGCAGGGCUCAGAUUUUAUUUUUACAUUUUUGUUUUUGUUUUUUUUAAGAAAGAAAUGAAUUGUUCUAUGCAAAAGGGAUGCAUUUGUUUAAUCAGGAGUGACAGUGAUAUUCUAUUUUAAAUAAAUGCGUCCUUGGUGAAAUGAAAAGCAUUUUAAAAAGCCCAAGUUUUUAAACAAUAUACUGUUUUUUUAUACACACUGAACGACUUGAGAAAACAUGUAUUUAAGAGGUAAAGUUGUUGUCUUGGUGUAAAUCUGCACUUGAUGUAUUUGAUUGGAGCAUAAACAUAUUUGGAUAAAAUAC